AUGGUCAACUUAAAUUGGCUAGAACAGAAGAGAAGCAAGCCAACAACAGAAGCCAGUUCCAGCAGAGGCAGAAUGGUUUCAAAGGAAACUAUUAAAAGGCCAAAAGCAACUAUCUCAGCUGGAGUAGUGCUCUGCAGCAAGUGCAAAUGUGAAGCUGAGCUAGAAGUGGUCCUGGACAGGCAGAGUCAGCCUAUUCCGAGUGUUUUUGACAGGAGUGGAACCUCAUCCCGAGAUAGAGCCAGGCAGAAGGAGUAUCCCAGACCAGCCCAGCACAACAAGAGGAUGACAGAGCAACGUCUGGCUACUAUCACAGAAGGAAGGUGGUAUGCUGUCGGGAAAAGUGGCAGACCAACUGUGGAAUUAACUAGAACCCAGAAGACGAGGGUUCAAAGGCAAUACUGCAUAUUCCCCAAGAACAAAAGUGAUGCAUAG
Messenger RNA from Prunus armeniaca (apricot), 432 nucleotides. The record is from the annotation of a GenBank genome assembly. Lineage: Eukaryota; Viridiplantae; Streptophyta; Magnoliopsida; Rosales; Rosaceae.